GGCUUUCUUCUGGCUGGUGUCACUGCUGCUCUCCUCCCUCAUCUGGUUUAUCGCCGUUAAAGCCAGUGACCCUUGGGAUGAGCCGUUGCAGAAAGGGCUCUUGAUAUUUGGGGUGAUGUUCUCUGUGCUGCUGCAGGAGGCCUUCCGCUUCCUCUACUACAAGCUCCUCAGGAAGGCCAUCGAGGGGCUGGUGGCCCUCAGUGAGGACGGCUGCUCCCCCAUUUCCAUCCAGCAAAUGGCGUAUGUGGCUGGUAUGGGCUUCGGGCUCAUGAGUGGCGCCUUCUCCAUGAUCAAUCUUCUGGCAGAUGCAUUAGGGCCUGGCACCGUGGGCAUCCAUGGGGACUCACAGCUCUACUUCCUGACCUCAGGUGAGCAACUGGCACCCUUCACCCACACUUUCUGGGGGAGCCUCUUCUUCCAUGGCUGUGAGCACCAGCACUGGUGGGAGAUCACAGCUGUCAUUGUCAUGCACCUCGCCGUUUCGGGGUCGGUGAGUAGCCGGGAGUGGAGCUCUGCACUGGUACCUAUAUUUGUGCUGUUGGCCCCCGCCGCCACUUGGGCUUACCUGCUCUCAGGGGGCUCUGCCCAGAACCUGCAGCGCUUCCUGCUCUGGCUAUGGAGCAGAGCCAGCCCUCAGCUGGAAUCCUGA
This is a messenger RNA of Phaethon lepturus (White-tailed tropicbird), 649 nucleotides long. Its product is annotated as gamma-secretase subunit APH-1A-like. NCBI's taxonomy places the organism in Eukaryota, Metazoa, Chordata, Aves, Phaethontiformes, Phaethontidae. Gene Ontology annotation, biological process: Notch signaling pathway; protein processing; Notch receptor processing. The annotation marks the transcript as partial. The transcript is spliced from 6 exons. The record is from RefSeq and is a predicted model, not a curated record. Gene Ontology annotation, cellular component: endoplasmic reticulum; membrane; gamma-secretase complex. Gene Ontology annotation, molecular function: protein-macromolecule adaptor activity.